Messenger RNA from Micropterus dolomieu (smallmouth bass), 3922 nucleotides. RefSeq names its product thrombospondin 4a (gene thbs4a). Bases 680 to 3538 code for a protein of 952 amino acids. Gene Ontology annotation, biological process: cell adhesion. The transcript is spliced from 24 exons. The record is from RefSeq and is a predicted model, not a curated record. Gene Ontology annotation, cellular component: extracellular region. NCBI's taxonomy places the organism in Eukaryota, Metazoa, Chordata, Actinopteri, Centrarchiformes, Centrarchidae. Gene Ontology annotation, molecular function: calcium ion binding.
CCAGCAAACAACUCAAUGUUAAUUUUCUGACAAGGUUAUUACUACCCGUUACUACCUCGGCCACCGUCGAUAGAUAUCUAGAGACAGAGUGAAGAAUAUACCCAAAUAAAAUCAAAUCCGAGCCUCACCAAGCUGACCUUGAAGGACCGCAUUUUUGUCAGCUCUGAGAGUGAUUUCUGACAACCAGCCAUCCAUGAAAGACAGAGCAUGCUAUGCACAGUUGUUACGAUGCAGCUGGGCAGACAUCAAAUGCAACUGGAACUAUUUUUUUUGCUAUCCUGCACAUCGAGGUGAGCAUGAGCAGCUAACACAAGCAAACUGCAGUAGGUAAGUUAGCAUGUAAGCUAACCAGAGAUACACAGAGAAGACGCAAAGAAAAGCCGGGACAAGAAACCUUUCGACUUGAAAGUAGGGCUGGAUGUUGUAGCCGUAUUUAUUUUUACAAGCAGACAUUAAACUUACCAAAACUAUGAGCGACUCGCUGUGGACAGAAGGCAAACCCCAGUCUCCUCCCCAGCAUCUCAGCUCCAUGGCAGCCGCCAUGUUUUGACCAGUGGCAGGAGCUGGUGACGUCACGAGGCGAUUCAUCUGUGAUCCUCGUAUUGAGCCACAAGAGGAAACUCAGUUCUUUCUUCAGGAGCGCAGCUUCACCUGAGUUGUGUCCCAUACUGAAGCACUGAUGAUGGGUGUGUGGGCCAGAGCAGCGGCUCUGUCUCUAGUGCUGCAACAGCUGGUGCUUACUGUCACAGCUGAAGGCAUUGUCUAUGACCUGCUGGAUUCUCCAGACUGCCUGCCAGACUUGCUCCAAGGAAGCCUGAAGAACAAAGGGCGAGAUGAGGCAUUCCUCCUCUCUUCCUUCACGCUCCGCAACAAGGCCCCCACCUCUCUCUACAGUGUCAUCAACCCCAAAGACAACACCAAGUACCUGGAGCUCAGCGUGCAGGCCAAACUGAGCAAGGUGACCCUUCGUUACCAGAAGGCUGACAGCAGAUUUGGCACAACCAGUUUCAAUCACGCCUCCCUGGCAGAUGGCCGAGAUCACCACGUUAUGCUACAUGCCAGCGGCCUACAGCGCGGCCCACCUCGUCUCAACAUCUAUAUAGACUGCAGACUGGCACACACUUUGGACGAUCUGCCGGCUGCGUUUGGGUCACUGCCACCUGGUCCCAACAAGGUGGCACUUAGGACCCUGCAGGCAAAUGGACAGGAUGAACUGACAGACUUGAAGCUGGUGAUAGAGGACACCAUAGACAACGUGGCCACUCUGCAGGACUGUAGCGUGGAUCAGGUUGAAUCUCUGCAGCUGCUGGGUAUCCAGGGAGGCCGGACGUUACACGACCAGGCCACCAUGCGGGAGCUGAGGAUCAUGUUAUCUGAGAUGAAGGAGCUGCUCAACCAGCAGAUUAAGGAGACAAAUUUUCUGAGGAAUACCAUUUCAGAGUGUCUUGUCUGUGAUCACAGGGGCAAUCCAACCAACACAGCUCCAGCUCCUAGCCCAGUUGUCAUGCAGCCUCAGCAUCAGACUCAGUGCCCACCUGGGACCUGUUUCAGACAGAACAUGUGCAUCCGUGCGGAGUCAGGGAGUUUCCAGUGUGCCCCCUGUCCAGAGGGCUAUACAGGAGACGGGGUACACUGCGAUGACGUGGAUGAGUGCCAGUUUAGCCCGUGUUUCCCUGGUGUCCAGUGUGUGAACACUGCUCCUGGUUUUCGAUGUGGAAAAUGCCCUCUGGGAUACACCGGACCAGAGUUAAAUGGAGUGGGUGUGUCCUAUGCUAAGUCACACAAACAGGUGUGUGAUGAUAUAAAUGAGUGUCUGGGUCCGCCUGAGAAUGGAGGUUGCACUGCCAACUCGCACUGCUUCAACACUAUAGGCUCCUUCCGCUGCGGAGAGUGUAAAACUGGCUUCACAGGUGACCAGGUGAGAGGCUGCCAUGGUACCAGGCUUUGCCCCAAUGGUCAGCCCAACCCCUGUGACAUCAAUGCCGAGUGUGUUGUUGAGAGAGAUGGCAGCAUUAGCUGUGUGUGUGGCGUUGGUUGGGCAGGUAAUGGCUAUGUAUGUGGAAAGGACACAGAUAUUGACGCAUAUCCUGACAAUAAGCUCCAGUGCAUUGACAACAACUGUAAUCAGGACAACUGUGUGUUUGUGCCAAAUUCUGGCCAAGAGGAUGCAGACAGGGACGGGUUGGGUGACUCCUGUGAUGACGACGCAGACAGUGAUGGCAUCAUUAACAUAGAUGACAACUGCUGGCUCGUUCCUAAUGUAGACCAAAGGAACAGCGAUAAGGACGUCCAUGGCGAUGCCUGUGACAACUGCAAAACAGUUGAAAAUCCCACACAGAGGGAUACCGAUCAGGACGGGCUGGGAGAUGAAUGUGAUGAUGAUAUGGAUGGGGAUGGCUUGAAGAAUAUCCUGGACAACUGCCAGCGAGUCCCCAACCCAGACCAGAAAGACAGAGACAAUGAUGGGGUGGGGGAUGCUUGUGAUAGUUGUCCUGAUAUGGUCAACCCUAACCAGUCUGACUCAGAUGAUGACCUUGUAGGCGAUACCUGUGAUGACAACAUAGACAGUGAUGGUGAUGGCCACCAGAACACAAAGGACAACUGCCCUACAGUCAUCAACUCCUCUCAGCUGGACACUGACAAGGAUGGAAUGGGAGAUGAAUGUGAUGAUGAUGACGAUAAUGACGGCAUACUGGACAAUGAUGAUAACUGCAGACUAGUUGCCAACCCAGACCAGAAGGAUGCAGACAAGAACAGAGUUGGAGAUGCAUGUGAAGGAGAUUUUGACAAAGACAAUGUCAUUGACAUAAUCGACCACUGCCCAGAGAACGCUGAGGUCACUCUGACCGACUUCAGAGCCUAUCAGACUGUGGUGCUGGACCCAGAGGGGGACUCUCAGAUUGAUCCCAACUGGAUGGUCCUCAAUCAGGGCAUGGAGAUAGUUCAGACCAUGAACUCUGACCCUGGCCUUGCUGUAGGCUACAAAGCUUUCAGUGGGGUUGACUUUGAGGGAACGUUCCACGUGAACACAGUGACAGAUGAUGACUAUGCUGGCUUCAUUUUUGGCUACCAGGACUCCUCCUCCUUCUACGUGGUGAUGUGGAAACAGACAGAACAAACCUACUGGCAGGCUUCGCCCUUCAGAGCCGUUGCUGAGCCGGGAAUACAACUCAAGGUUGUGAAGUCUAAGACGGGUCCUGGCGAGUAUCUGAGGAACUCCCUCUGGCACACAGGAGACACCCCCGAGCAGGUCCGUCUGCUGUGGAAGGACCCCAGGAACGUUGGGUGGAAGGACAAGGUCUCCUACCGCUGGUUCCUCCAGCACAGACCACAGGUUGGAUACAUCAGGGCUCGCUUCUUUGAGGGUUCAAACCCAGUGGCGGACACAGGGGUGAUAAUUGACACCAGUAUGAGAGGCGGGAGACUGGGCGUGUUCUGCUUCUCUCAGGAAAAUAUAAUCUGGUCCAAUCUGAAGUACCGUUGCAAUGACACCAUUCCUUAUGACUACCAGGAUCUCAAUGACCAGAACACACAGUGAAGCAAGAGAAGGAGAGUAACCCAUCAAGAAAACAACUUGUGCAUGGCUGCGCUGUUGAGAACAAAGAGGUGGAGGACAUGAGUUAGAGAAAGAUGAAUGUGAGAGGUACCAUGAUGGACAGUUUUGGUAAAAUACUUUGAUGAUGGUAUUUUAACUUUUUCAUUCACAUGGGAGGGUUUUUAGGAAAGCAUAACAUUGGGCAUUAUAUACUUUAAUUCAGUGUAACUGAAGGCAGUACAUUCUUGUGUAAAUCAUCAGCAGGUUCUGUGUAUAUCGAUAUCAACUGAAGUGUUCUCAGUAUUUCAUGAGUACUGUUAACGAUGCAAUACUGAUUUUGAAUAUAUUGUAAGUGCAAUAAAAUCCUAAGCAUUUCACAAAAUCAAA